Ctenocephalides felis (cat flea) is the source of this 5769-nucleotide messenger RNA. Its product is annotated as probable serine/threonine-protein kinase DDB_G0282963. The transcript has 6 exons. NCBI's taxonomy places the organism in Eukaryota, Metazoa, Arthropoda, Insecta, Siphonaptera, Pulicidae. The coding region runs from base 1 to 5769 and encodes 1922 amino acids. The record is from RefSeq and is a predicted model, not a curated record.
AUGGAAGCAGAUACUGAAAAUCAAACAAAUGAAAAGAAAAAAAAUGGCGCUGUUAAAAUUUGUACGAGUGAAAAUGAAGUAAAUCAUUAUUCUCGAAAAGAUGCUAACUUAGAUAAAACUCCUAUAAUGGGUAUACUAAUUAAAACCCAACAGAAACAAAUUGAUGUAAACGAAAUGCCUGUUAAAAUCAACCAAAAUAAAGAUGACCAUGAUUCUAAAACAUUGGAAUUAGAUACUGAAAAUCAAACAAAUGAAAAGGAAAAAAAUGGCGCUGGUAAAAUUUGUACGAGUGAAAAUGAAGUAAAUCAUGAUACUCGAAAAGAUGCUAACUUAGAUAAAACUCCUAUAAUGGGUAUACUAAUUAAAACCCAACAGAAACAAAUUGAUGUAAACGAUAUACCUUUUAAAAUCAACCAAAAUAAAGAUGACCAAGAUUCUAAAACAAUGGAAGUAGAUACUAAAAAUCAAACAAAUGAAAAGGAAAAAAAUGACGCUGUUAAAAUUUGUACGAGUGAAAAGGAAGUAAAUCAUGAUUUUCAAAAAGAUAAUGAAAUACAAACUAAAACACCACAGGAACAAAUUGAUGUUAACGAUAUGCCUUUUAAAAUAAACCAAAAUAAAGAUGACCAAGAUUCUAAAACAAUGGAAGUAGAAACUGAAAAUCAAACAAAUGAAAAGGAAAAAAAUGGCGCUGUUAAAAUUUGUACGAGUGAAAAUGAAGUAAAUCAUGAUUCUCCAAAAGAUGCUAACUUAGAUAAAACUCCUAUAAUGGGUAUACUAAUUAAAACCCAACAGAAACAAAUUGAUGUAAACGAUAUACCUUUUAAAAUCUAUCAAAGUAAACAUGUCCAAGAUUCUAAAAUAAUGGAAGUAGAUAUUGAAAAUCAAACAGAAGAAAAGAACAAAAAUUGUGCAUCUAGAACCUGUACGAACGAAAAUGAAGUAUAUCACGUUUCUCAAGAAGAUGCUGUCCUGGAUAAAACUCCAAUAAGGAAAAUAAUCAGUUUUACCCCACAGGAAAAUAUCGAUAUAAACGAUGUCAUAAACUUGGAUUAUAAUAAUGGCUUGUCGAAUACCAUGUCACCUUAUAAAAUUUACCAAAAUAAAGAUGUCCAACACCCUAAAAUAAUGGAAGUAGAUACCGAAAAUCGAACAGAUGAAAAGGAAAAAAAUGACAGGUCUAGAACCUGUACGAUCGAAAAUGAAGUAAACCAUGAUUUUCGCGAAGAUGGUGCCCUAGAUAAAAUCCUAACAAGGAAAAUAUUCAGUACUACUCCACAUGAAGAUAGUGAUGUAAAUGACGCCACUAACAUUGAAUAUUAUAAUGGUUUAUCGCAUAAUAUAUCACCUCAUGAACUCUGCCAAAAUAAGGAUAUUCAAGACACUAACAUAACGGAAGUAAUUACUGAAAAUCGAACAGAUAAAAAGAAAAACAAUGAUGAUAUCUAUACUAAUGCAAAUGAAAAGAAAUAUGAUUCUAGAGGAGAUGUUUCUACAAAUGCGAAUGAAAAAAACUAUUUAGAAAAAAAUGUUACAAAAAAAUCAGGUGUUGCGAAAAAACUCAUUUACAUCUGUUCGCCAAAAAUGAAAAGAAAUGCUAUUAAAUUCAAUGACUCAGAUACGAAUAUGCCAUUUCAUGGCCAGAUUAUGAUAAAACAAGGUGAUGACAUAUUAUCAAAUGAAUAUCUUAAAACAAUCAAGUGGAAUGACAAUGAGUGUAAUUACAAUGAUAUGCCAUAUAAAGAUUUUUUGGGUGUUUUAAGUGCUCUUACACCAGAAGAAUUUACAGCAUAUCAGAGACUCGCUGAUGAAGCAGAAUCAGAAUUAGAUGAUGAAAGCCACUCAGAAUUUAAAAACGAUUUAUCAAACAUAUCUGUAAUGAAAUCACACAAAACAUCAGCAAAUUUACCAAAAUUAAAUAAACACACAACUGUUGCUCUAAAACAAUUAGAGAAAGAAAAAAAUAAAAAGCCUAAGACGCCACUGAAUAAUGGAACGAAAGUUAUUGACAGUAUUACCAAAUCAGACAAUGAAGAAAAUAAUACUAUCAGUCAAGACAAUUCAAAUAGGAAAAAAGAAAAUAAAGAACAUUUGGCGCCGAUUACUACAGAAAAUGAUGAAAAUAUCGUUUCAACGCCCAGUUAUUCACUGGAUAAUAGAACAGAAGUUACUGGAAAGAAGAAAAUAAAAAAACCUAAGACUCUACUGAAUAAUGGAACGAAAGUUAUUGAUGAUAUUACCAAAUUGAACAAUAAAGAAAAUAAAGCUAUCAGUCAAGACAAUUCAAAUAAGAAAGAAGAAAAUAAAAAACAUUUGGCGCCGAUUACUACAGAAAAUGAUGAAAGUAUCGUUUCAACGCCUGGUUAUACACUGGAUAAUGGAACAAAUGUUACUGGUAACUUCACCAAAUCGAACAAAAAAGAAAAUAAUAUUACUCAAGACAAAACGACUAGGAAAGAAGAAAAUAAAAAGUAUAAGACGCCACUGCAUAUUGGAACGAAAGUUAUUGAUAAUAUUACCAAAUCGAACAAUAAACAAAAUAAUACUAUCAGUCAAGACAAUUCAAAUAGGAAAGAAGAAAAUAAAGAACAUUUGGCGCCAAGUACUACAGAAAAUGAUGAAAAUAUCGUUUCAACGCCUGGUUAUACACUGGAUAAUGUAACAAAAGUUACUGGUAACUUCACCAAAUCGAACAAAAAAGAAAAUAAUACCAUUACUCAAGACAAAACGAUUAGGAAAGAAGAAAAUAAAAAGCAUAAGACGCCACUAAAUAUUGGAACGAAAGUUAUUGAUAAUAUUACCAAAUCGAACAAUAAAGAAAAUAAAGCUAUCAGUCAAGACAAUUCAAAUAAGAAAGAAGAAAAUAAAAAACAUUUGGCGACGAUUACUACAGAAAAUGAUGAAAGUAUCGUUUCAACGCCUGGUUAUACACUGGAUAAUGGAACAAAAGUUACUGGUAACUUCACCAAAUCGAACAAAAAAGAAAAUAAUACCAUUACUCAAGACAAAACGACUAGGAAAGAAGAAAAUAAAAAGCAUAAGACGCCACUGAAUAUUGGAACGAAAGUUAUUGAUAAUAUUACCAAAUCGAACAAUAAAGAAAAUAAAGCUAUCAGUCAAGACAAUUCAAAUAAGAAAGAAGAAAAUAAAAAACAUUUGGCGCCGAUUACUACAGAAAAUGAUGAAAGUAUACUUUCAACGCCUGGUUAUACACUGGAUAAUGGAACAAAUGUUACUGGUAACUUCACCAAAUGGAAUAAAAAAGAAAAUAAUACCAUUACUCAAGACAAAACGACUAGGAAAGAAGAAAAUAAAAAACCUAAGACGCCACUGAAUAAUGGAACAAAUGUUACUGGUAACUUCACCAAAUCGAAUAAAAAAGAAAAUAAUACCAUUACUCAAGACAAAACGACUAGGAAAGAAGAAAAUAAAAAACCUAAGACGCCACUGAAUAAUGGAACGAAAGUUAUUGAUAAUAUUAUCAAAUUGAACAAUAAAGAAAAUAAAACUAUCAGUCAAGACAAUUCAAAUAAGAAAGAAGAAAAUAAAGAACAUUUGGCGCAGAUUACUACAGAAAAUGAUGAAAAUAUCGUUUCAACGCCUGGUUAUACACUGGAUAAUGAAACAAAAGUUACUGGUAACUUCACCAAAUCGAACAAAAAAGAAAAUAAUACCAUUACUCAAGACAAAACGACUAGGAAAGAAGAAAAUAAAAAGCAUAAGACGCCACUGAAUAUUGGAACGAAAGUUAUUGAUAAUAUUACCAAAUCGAACAAUAAAGAAAAUAAAGCUAUCAGUCAAGACAAUUCAAAUAAGAAAGAAGAAAAUAAAAAACAUUUGGCGCCGAUUACUACAGAAAAUGAUGAAAGUAUACUUUCAACGCCUGGUUAUACACUGGAUAAUGGAACAAAUGUUACUGGUAACUUCACCAAAUGGAAUAAAAAAGAAAAUAAUACCAUUACUCAAGACAAAACGACUAGGAAAGAAGAAAAUAAAAAACCUAAGACGCCACUGAAUAAUGGAACAAAUGUUACUGGUAACUUCACCAAAUCGAAUAAAAAAGAAAAUAAUACCAUUACUCAAGACAAAACGACUAGGAAAGAAGAAAAUAAAAAACCUAAGACGCCACUGAAUAAUGGAACGAAAGUUAUUGAUAAUAUUAUCAAAUUGAACAAUAAAGAAAAUAAAACUAUCAGUCAAGACAAUUCAAAUAAGAAAGAAGAAAAUAAAGAACAUAUGGCGCAGAUUACUACAGAAAAUGAUGAAAAUAUCGUUUCAACGCCUGGUUAUACACUGGAUAAUGAACAAAAUCAAGACAAUUCAAAUAGGGAAGAGAAAAUAAAUAAAGAACAUUUGGCGCCGAGUACUACAGAAAAUGAUGAAAAUAUCGUUUCAACGCCUAGUUAUAUUCUGGAUAAUGGAACGAAAGUUAUUGAUAACAUCACCAAAUCGAACAAUAAAAAAAAUAAUACUAUCAGUCAGGACAAUUCAAAUAGGGAAGAUGAAAAUAAAAAACAUAUGAUGCCACUUACUACAGAAAAGGAUGAAAGUAUGGUUUCAACGCCUAGUUAUACAAUGAAAAAUGAAAUGGAAAUCACUCAAGGCAAAUCGGCUAGGAAAGAAGGAAAUAAAAAGCAAAUGACACCAAUGAAUAAUGGAAGGGAAGUUAUUGAUAACAUCACCAAAUCGACCAAAAAAGAAGAAAAUAGAAAGAAUAUGUCGCCACUGAAAAAUGGAACGAAAGUUAUUGAUAUCAUCAUCAAAUCGAAUAAUAAAGAAAAUAAUACUGAUACUGUUGUCAAAUCAAACAAAAAAGAAGAAUCGGAUUUAAAUAUUGUUUAUGGCAAAUUAAAAUACAAUAAUAAUUACAGCGCAAAGCGCGAAAUAUAUGUUGACAAUGGCGAUCAGAAAGAUAUGGAAGAUACAGAAGAAAUCAAGAAAUUUUAUGAUGAUAAUGAAGACCUUUUUAAAGAUUAUAAUCCUACGGAAACAAAAAAGAUGAUAGAUUUGUCUUCCAAUUAUUCUGCCGAUUCUAUGGAUAGCUUUCAAAGAUUAUCAAGGAAUUCAGCAAGUGCGGUACAACAAAAUAAGACAACAAAUGCGGAAGAAUCAAUUGCAUUUGCAGAAAAUUCUGAACAGCCAGCCCAUACGGGUCUAUUACCAUUAGUGAUCAGCGAAGAAUUACGUAAACAUGGCGAUGAUGAUGAGUGGAAAGAGCAAAUGAUAAAAAAUAUAACUGACCAAAUCGAUACGGGGCGUCUUAAAGUUAGUGGAAACAGAUGGCCAUUAAAGCUGAGAGCAAUGAAAAAUGAUAAACUCAAUAAACUCAAAAAUAAGAAAAAAGGCUUUUCCAGAACGCAAGCAAAUUCUGUAAUCGGUAUAGAAAAAAACAAGUUCCUUAAACAAUUUGAUGAAAUGCUCUUUCAUAAUAACACAGCUGUCUUCACUGAAAGUAUGCAAUUAAGCUCAGAUGGCACAACUACUAUUGAAUAUCAGCCAAAUAUACCACUCAAUUUUCCAGUUACGAAAAUUGAAAAGUACAUAAACCACGCCGAAGAAAAGACAAAUGCAGGAAAUGAUCAUAGAAAUAAAAGCAUUAUUAUAAUGGAACAAGCUAGUAAACAAAAUUCUAACUUGCAACAAAGUAUAGAUGUAAUAAAUCCAACGACUCUCAGAAGUAAUGAACUCGCUAGUGAUGAUUUAAUUCGUCAAGAAAAUGAAACACGAAUUGACACGCCAGAUUUCAUAGAAGUUUUAGUCCAGAAUUAA